CUCUGCAGUGAAUCUCUCCCCCGCUGUCAGAAGCCGUAAAGUCAUCCAGCCGGCGGUGAUCUCUCCGUUAGAAGUCAUAAAAACCUUCCGCCACCGGAGCUGCUCUUCUCCCUCCGCGCCGCUUCACACCCUCCUCCUGCAAAAUGGGAAAUGAAGCCAGCUAUGCCCUGGACAUGUGCUCGCACUUUGAUGCUGAUGAGAUUAAGAGGCUAGGAAAGAGAUUUAAGAAACUCGACCUAGAUAACUCCGGCUCCCUGAGUGUGGAGGAGUUUAUGUCCUUACCUGAGCUCCAACAGAAUCCCCUCGUGCAGCGAGUUAUCGACAUAUUCGACACCGACGGAAACGGGGAAGUCGACUUUAAAGAGUUCAUCGAAGGCGUCUCCCAGUUCAGCGUCAAAGGAGACAAGGAGCAGAAGUUGCGUUUUGCCUUCAGGAUCUACGACAUGGACAAAGACGGCUACAUAUCCAACGGGGAGCUCUUCCAGGUCCUCAAGAUGAUGGUGGGAAACAACCUGAAGGACACCCAACUCCAACAGAUUGUCGACAAAACCAUCAUCAACGCAGACAAAGACGGUGAUGGCAGGAUAUCCUUUGAGGAGUUCUGUGCGGUCGUUGGUGGAUUAGACAUUCACAAAAAGAUGGUGGUGGACGUCUGACAACUUUGCUUUUUUCUUCCUCCAUUUACUGAAGAUCUGCUUGAAGACAUCGUCCAACAAAAUGCUCAACGAAAGUAUUUUCUCUGUGAAAAAUCCCCUCCUCACCCACUAUCUAUAUCCCUUCCUCCCUCCCUC
This is a messenger RNA of Anoplopoma fimbria (sablefish), 791 nucleotides long. RefSeq names its product protein phosphatase 3 (formerly 2B), regulatory s1ubunit B, alpha isoform, b (gene ppp3r1b). The coding region runs from base 144 to 656 and encodes 170 amino acids. NCBI's taxonomy places the organism in Eukaryota, Metazoa, Chordata, Actinopteri, Perciformes, Anoplopomatidae. Gene Ontology annotation, molecular function: calcium ion binding; calcium-dependent protein serine/threonine phosphatase regulator activity. The transcript has 6 exons. The record is from RefSeq and is a predicted model, not a curated record.